Messenger RNA from Thalassophryne amazonica, 9116 nucleotides. Its product is annotated as lipoxygenase homology domain-containing protein 1-like. Lineage: Eukaryota; Metazoa; Chordata; Actinopteri; Batrachoidiformes; Batrachoididae. The record is from RefSeq and is a predicted model, not a curated record. Gene Ontology annotation, molecular function: protein binding.
AUUACUUUGAACGCUGCAAUCCCACAAUCGCCUUAUAGUCAAGAUUCAAAUGAAUUGUCUUACUACGUUAGAAACUCAAGGCAACACUCAUGAAACUAAAGGCCAAACAAGUGGAUGAAUAAAAGAUGCCAUCGAAAGACAAAAAAUCCAUAGCUUUGGAAGAAACCGAAGAAGUUGGUGAUGAAGUGGAGGAAACGGAGCCAAAGUUGAAGGUGAGAAGCAACGGCGUGACCCGUGGAGAUGCUACCAAAGGAGAGAAGAGUUCUAAGAAGCGCAACAGGUCAGACAAUCAGGAGAUAAAGAGGAAGAGAAAGGGGGAUGAAAAAGUCAAACAGAAAAACGACGAUGAAGCUAAAAGCGUUGCUGUGAUUGAAAAUGAAGAUGAAGAAGGCAAGCAGAACAAUAAUGACCUGAAGACUAAACCAAAGCAGAAGAAGCUCAUAGAAGUGACUGCAGGCGUGAAGGAGGAAAAGAAGAAAAAGAAGAAAUCUUCAGACGAUCCAGGGGCAGAAGAAGAGAUGGGGUCCAAAGAUAAGAAAUCUAAAGAUGGAGGGAAGAAGAAAAAAAAAUCUCACAAUGAUGAUGCCGAGGAGCCCGUGAUGUCUGAGCAGGAAGAAGAGGAAGACUCAAAGAAAAAGAAAAAGAAAAAGGCAAAGAAGAGCUCAGUAGGUAGUGAUGAGGAUAAGAAGAAAAAAGGCAAGAAAUCCAAAAGUAAACAGGUGGACUACGCUGCAAUCUACCAGAACGAGCUGCUGAACUACCACACGGAUUCCUCUGAUGGAUAUGAGGAUGAGUACUACAAAAAGAAAGUUUAUGAGGUGGUUGUUGUCACAGGUGAUGUUAAGGGGGCGGGGACAGAUGCUAAUGUGUUUGUUACCCUUUUUGGAGACUUUGGUGUCACCCCGAAGGUUCACCUGGCAAGCAAAAGUCGAACCGCAUUUGAGAAGAACAAGACAGACGUUUUCCGUAUCAAAACAUACAACGUGGGACCCUUGAAGAAGCUGAGGAUCGAGCAUGACAAUACAGGGAUGAACGCCAGCUGGUUCUUGGACAGGGUUGUGGUGACCGAUAUGAACCGACCCCAUCUGCGCUUCUAUUUUGCCUGCAACAACUGGCUCAGUCAAGAGGAGGGUGACAAACUGUUUGUCAGAGACCUGCUGGGCAGCCUGAACCCCAUGGACGUCCCAAAAUUGAAUAAAUACAUAGUGAGCGUGUUUACGGCUGACAUGAAGGGAAGUGGAACCGAUGCUGAUGUCUUCCUGAAUAUCUUUGGAGAGAAUGGAGACACAGGAGAAAGACGGCUGGAUAGUGACAAAGACAACUUUGAACGUGGCUCUGAAGACAAAUUCACAAUAGAAGCUCCCAACCUUGGAAAGCUGAAGAAAAUCACCAUCGGACACAACAACAGGGGAUCUUCAGCUGGAUGGUUCCUUGAUAAGGUUGUACUGGAUGACAUGGGGAAUAAGGAGGUGUAUGAGUUUCCAGUCAAUCGAUGGUUUGCCAUGGAUGAAGAUGAUGGCAAAAUACAAAGAGAUGUGUUGGUGGGGUCAGUGCAACCAAUGGGAAUCGUAUAUAAUGUACAGGUAAUGACUGGGAAUGUGAGGGGGGCAGGUACCAACUCGAAUAUCCACAUGGUCAUGCAUGGCACAAAGGGCUUGAAAAACAGUGGCAAAAUCUUUCUGGAGGGCGGUUCUUUCGAGCGUGGCCUCAUUGACCUUUUCAAUGUGGAGAUUUGUGAACUGAUCAGCCCGCUCAGCAGGGUCAGCAUCGGUCACAACAACGGGGCUGUUGGAGCUGGAUGGUACUGUGAAAAGGUGAUGAUCUAUUGUCCAUUUACGGGCAUUGAGCAGACAUUUCCGUGCGGGAUGUGGCUGGAUGAAGAUGAGGGGGAUGGAUUGAUUGAGAGGGAGCUGUAUGAGAUGGUGUCCCUCAGGCAGAAAAAACAAAAAAAAUACCCAUGGUCCCUGUGGAUAUGGACAUCAGAGGUGAAGGGGGCCGGAACUGAUGCCCAGGUGUUCCUACAGAUCUAUGGAGAAAAGGGCAAAUCAGAUGAAAUAAAACUGGAAAACAACUCGGACAGUUUUGAACAAGGCCAGCUUGAUAAAUUCAUGAUUGAAAUGCCCGAUGUUGGAAAACUGCUGAAGCUGCGAAUCUGGCACGAGAAGAGGCAUCCAUUUGCUGGCUGGCAUUUAGCGAGGGUCACUUUGCUGAAAACAUUGACCAAUGAGAAAUACUCAUUUGAAUGUGGCCGCUGGCUCGACAUCAAUGAAGAUGAUAAUGAAAUUGUCAGAGAGCUGCCAGCUACCGGAACGCUCAUCGAUGAGCCGCUGCCCUUGAUAAAGUACCGUGUCACCAUCUGCACCGGCAACGUCGGCGGUAGUGGGACUGAUGCCAACGUCUUCCUAAAUAUCAUCGGUGACCUGGGUGACACGGGGGAGCGACUCAUGGUCAUGAGCAAAAACAACGUCAACAAAUUUGAAAAGGGCAACCAUGAUGAGUUCCUCAUUGAGUCAGUGUCCUUGGGCCGGGUGCACAGAGUACGUGUUGGACAUGAUGGUCGGGGUGGAGGUUGUGGUUGGUUCCUUGACAAAGUGAUGGUCAGGGAGGAGGGGCAGCCAGAGAGUUUGGCCACUGAAUUCCCCUGUAAUAGGUGGUUGGACCGCAAUGAGGAUGAUGGUCAGAUUAUCCGUGAGUUAGUUCCAGCUGGAGAUGGCCUGCGUCUCUUCAAUGUAAGCUAUCACAUAGCAAUCAAGACGGGCAGCAUUAAUGGGGCCAGCUCUGACUCCCGGGUUUUUGUCAAGCUUUAUGGGGAAAAGGGUGAUACCACCAAAGUGAUGCUGGUGGUCUCUGACAAUGACCUUGGCAACUACUUUGAGACGGGACGCACUGACAUCUUUACCGUUGACACUCUUGACAUUGGACAGAUCAACCGUCUCCUGAUUGGGCAUACCAAUGAGGGCCUACGGGCUGGCUGGUUUCUGGACAGUGUACAGAUCUCUGUGCCAGUUCAUGGAAAACAAUACAUGUUCCCAAGCCACCGCUGGCUCUGCAAAGACAAGGCUGAUGGGAAAGUGGAGGUGGAGAUCUAUCCGAGUGAGAUCCUGGACAUUGAACAAUUGAUCAACUAUGAAGUAACUGUAGUCACUGGAGAUAUACGUGCAGGUGGCACCAACGCCAAUGUCUUCUGUCAGAUCUACGGAGACAAUGGUAAAACCGAAGUUCUUGUCCUCAAGAGCCGAUCCAACAAUUUUGAACGUGGAACCACUGAGAUCUUUAAGAUUGAGGCUCAGGAUGUUGGUAAGAUCUACAAACUAAGAAUCUGCCAUGACGGGAAAGGUAUUGGAGAUGGGUGGUUCCUGGAGACAGUAGAAAUCAAGCGUCUGACCAUGGCAAUGGUGCAAAUUGAGGUGAAGAAGGAAGACACCAAAAAGGAAAAGAAAAAGGAAAAGAAAAAGAAAAAGAGAGAAGAGGAAGAAACUGAGAUAGCUGAGGAGAUGCAGGAGGUGGUGGAGACAUUCAUUUUUCCUUGUAACCGCUGGCUGGCGAGAGAUGAAGAAGAUGGGGAAAUUGUGGUUGAGUUACUCUCUGAAGACAAUGAAGACCUGGAGGUGAACUCAUAUGAGGUUCAUGUGUUCACUGGGUCUGUGUGGGGGGCGGGGACUGAUGCCAACAUUUACAUCAACAUCUAUGGAGAGAUUGGUGACACAGGAGAGCGACAGCUCAGGAAGUCAAACAACCUGAACAAAUUUGAGAGUGGCCAGGAAGACAUUUUCAACAUCACCGCAGUGGAUCUGGGGAUCUUGAAGAAGCUGAGGAUUCGACAUGACAACAGCCAGGCCAGCGCCGGCUGGUUUUUGGACCGGGUGGAGAUUGUAGACAACAAAGAUGACACCACGUACUACUUCCCAUGUAAGCGCUGGCUGGCUACCGAUGAGGAUGAUGGACAGCUUGCUAGGGAGCUGGUUCCUGUGGACGAGGCCUUCAUGAAGAAAGGGGAUGAUGAUGAGGAGGAAGACUCUGGAGCUACACUUGGUCUGGAACAGAAGGCCAUGUCAACAACAUACACAAUGAGGAUAAAAACCGGAGACAAGAAGUACGCAGGAACUGAUGCUAAUGUCUUUACUAUUCUCUAUGGCACCAAGGAUGACACAGGGAUAAUUAACCUUAAGGCCUCCAAGACUCACAAAAAUAAGUUUGAGUGCGGAAUGAUUGACGAGUUCACAGUGGAAGCUGUCGAUAUUGGACCACUGAAGAAGAUACGCAUUGGACAUGACAACCGCGGCAGAGGAUCGGCAGGCUGGUUCCUUGACUGGGUGGACAUUGAUGCUCCCUCUCUGGGUCAGAAACUACGCUUCCCCUGUGGCCGCUGGCUGGACAAAGGGGAGGAUGAUGGCACCAUAGUCAGAGAUCUUUUCCCAAAUCCACUUCAAACAGAGUUUUACACACCAUUUGUGCCUUAUGAAAUUAAAACUUUCACAAGUGACGUGUUCGGAGCGGGCACAGAUGCAGAUGUCUCCAUUGUCCUGUACGGUCGAAAUGCAGUGUGCACUCAGCAGAAGUCUCUUUGCGUCAACAAGAGGGAGAGGAGGAUGUUCUUUGAGAGAGGAGAUGAGAACAUGUUUAUUGUUGAGCUAGAAGAUGUUGGGGAUGUCAUAGAGAAGAUUUGUAUCCGUCACGACAACCAGGGGGUGAAUCCUGGAUGGCAUCUGGAUCAUGUGGAGAUCAGACGUCUGCUCAGGAAGGGAAAGGGCUCAGAGACUGUCAUUUUCCCUUGUGAGCGUUGGCUCGCCAAAUCGGAGGAUGAUGGACAAACGGUGAGGGAGCUGGUGCCCUCUUACAUCAUCACUGAGAAGCUUUCACGAGAUGGAAACCUGAAAGUUACUGAGGUGGAGGUGGAAGACGCCCUGGAGACUCACACAUACAAAGUGUCGGUGAUGACAGGUAACGUGUACGGCGCCGGCACUGAUGCCAACGUCUUCCUCACAAUCUACGGUGACCUGGGGGACACCGGGGAGAGGAAACUCAGCAAAUCGGAGACCAACAGCAACAAGUUUGAACGUGGAUCUGUUGACAAGUUCACUAUAGAGGCAGUUGACCUAGGUCAGAUCUUCAAGAUAAAAAUCCGACAUGAUAAUAGUAUGAUGAGUCCCGACUGGAACUUGAACCAGGUGGAGGUGCUAGAUGUGGACACAGAAGAGGUCUUUCUAUUCUUAUGUGAAAGAUGGCUGUCCAAGAAGAGAGAGGACAGACGCAUUGAGAGAGUCUUCUAUGUCAAGGGCUAUGAAGGUGUGAGAGAGGGUCUAACCAGUAAAAAGAACUCUGCCGUGACGCUGAAAAGCGUUGACAGCAACAUGAACAAAAAAAGCAAGAAGAAUAAAGAAGAAGACAUCGAGCUUCUGAUCAUUCCAUACCACAUCACCAUCUGUACUGGACUGGAGCGAGAUGCGAGCACCACAAGCAGGGCUUAUGUCAUCAUUAUCGGGGCCAAUCACAGCCAGACAGAGAGGAUGUGGCUGGACCUGCCAGACGGGAGGAGGAGCUUUGAAGCCGGCUCUCUGGAGACCUUUGAAUCCCACGGCGUAGACGUGGGCGAGAUCAAAAAUGUGGAGCUCGGCCAUGAUGGAGCCACUCCAGAGAGCUGCUGGCUGGUUGAUGAGUUGUCUGUUGCUGUGCCAACCAAAGGCGUCAAAUAUAACUUUGCUUGCAAGUGCUGGCUGGCCAAGGAUCGGGGAGAUGGGCUGACUGCUAGAGUAUUCAAUGUGUUGGAUGCAGAAGCCAUUUCCAUCUCCCAGAAGGUUAUCUACAAGGUAACGGUGGUAACAGGAGAUGUGCAGGAUGCAGGAACAGACACUCAGAUCUUUAUGUCUGCAUUUGGGGCCAACGGCAGUACAGAGGAGAUGCUGCUGCACAAGAACGAGGACAGGUUUGAGCGUGGUCAGGAAGACACUUUCAACAUGGAGAUUGAUGACAUUGCACCACUGAGGAAGAUUAGGCUUCAGAUCGAUGGCUCCGGCAGCCGGCCUGACUGGUUUCUCAAUAAGGUGAUCAUGCGUAACCGGACCACAGAAGAAGUGUCUAUCUUCACCUAUGAAGACUGGCUCUCCAAAACACGUGGACCCAAGAGGACCACGAUUUGUGAGAUGGCUGCUGUGGUGGAUGAGGAGACAAUGGAAAUCACUACUUACAUCAUCCAGGUCAAGACCAGUGAUAUUUCAGGUCUUUCUUCGGGGUGGCAUCUGGAGUAUAUAGACGUAAAGGAUGAGGUGCUAGACAAAACAUUUCGCUUCCCAUGUGACCGCUGGCUUGCCAAGAAUGAAGAUGAUGGACAGAUCAUGAGAGAACUGGCCUGUGCUAACAACAACAUCUUAGCCUCAACGAGAAGACCAGGCUCAGAGACUGUCAUUUUCCCUUGUGAGCGUUGGCUCGCCAAAUCGGAGGAUGAUGGACAAACGGUGAGGGAGCUGGUGCCCUCUUACAUCAUCACUGAGAAGCUUUCACGAGAUGGAAACCUGAAAGUUACUGAGGUGGAGGUGGAAGACGCCCUGGAGACUCACACAUACAAAGUGUCGGUGAUGACAGGUAACGUGUACGGCGCCGGCACUGAUGCCAACGUCUUCCUCACAAUCUACGGUGACCUGGGGGACACCGGGGAGAGGAAACUCAGCAAAUCGGAGACCAACAGCAACAAGUUUGAACGUGGAUCUGUUGACAAGUUCACUAUAGAGGCAGUUGACCUAGGUCAGAUCUUCAAGAUAAAAAUCCGACAUGAUAAUAGUAUGAUGAGUCCCGACUGGAACUUGAACCAGGUGGAGGUGCUAGAUGUGGACACAGAAGAGGUCUUCUCUUCUUAUGGCUAUGAAGGUGUGAGAGAGGGUCUAACCAGUAAAAAGAACUCUGCCGUGACGCUGAAAAGCGUUGACAGCAACAUGAACAAAAAAAGCAAGAAGAAUAAAGAAGAAGACAUCGAGCUUCUGAUCAUUCCAUACCACAUCACCAUCUGUACUGGACUGGAGCGAGAUGCGAGCACCACAAGCAGGGCUUAUGUCAUCAUUAUCGGGGCCAAUCACAGCCAGACAGAGAGGAUGUGGCUGGACCUGCCAGACGGGAGGAGGAGCUUUGAAGCCGGCUCUCUGGAGACCUUUGAAUCCCACGGCGUAGACGUGGGCGAGAUCAAAAAUGUGGAGCUCGGCCAUGAUGGAGCCACUCCAGAGAGCUGCUGGCUGGUUGAUGAGUUGUCUGUUGCUGUGCCAACCAAAGGCGUCAAAUAUAACUUUGCUUGCAAGUGCUGGCUGGCCAAGGAUCGGGGAGAUGGGCUGACUGCUAGAGUAUUCAAUGUGUUGGAUGCAGAAGCCAUUUCCAUCUCCCAGAAGGUUAUCUACAAGGUAACGGUGGUAACAGGAGAUGUGCAGGAUGCAGGAACAGACACUCAGAUCUUUAUGUCUGCAUUUGGGGCCAACGGCAGUACAGAGGAGAUGCUGCUGCACAAGAACGAGGACAGGUUUGAGCGUGGUCAGGAAGACACUUUCAACAUGGAGAUUGAUGACAUUGCACCACUGAGGAAGAUUAGGCUUCAGAUCGAUGGCUCCGGCAGCCGGCCUGACUGGUUUCUCAAUAAGGUGAUCAUGCGUAACCGGACCACAGAAGAAGUGUCUAUCUUCACCUAUGAAGACUGGCUCUCCAAAACACGUGGACCCAAGAGGACCACGAUUUGUGAGAUGGCUGCUGUGGUGGAUGAGGAGACAAUGGUGGAAAUCACUACUUACAUCAUCCAGGUCAAGACCAGUGAUAUUUCAGGGUCAGGCACUGAUGCUAAUGUAUGGGUCAUUGUUUUUGGAGAGAAUGGAGACACAGGGACACUGGCGCUCAAAGAGUCCAACAACUCCAACAAGUUUGAGCGCAAGCGGAUGGACAUAUUUCGCUUCCCAGAUGUCCUAAGCUUGGGAGAGCUCUCUAAAGUGCGGGUGUGGCACGACAACACGGGUCUUUCUUCGGGGUGGCAUCUGGAGUAUAUAGACGUAAAGGAUGAGGUGCUAGACAAAACAUUUCGCUUCCCAUGUGACCGCUGGCUUGCCAAGAAUGAAGAUGAUGGACAGAUCAUGAGAGAACUGGCCUGUGCUAACAACAACAUCUUAGACCUCAACGAGAAGACCAAAUAUGAAAUUCUUGUCAAAACGGGAAACAAGGAUGAGGCUGAAACCAAGGAAAAUGGCUGGAUAGUACUCGAGGGGAAGAAGGGCCGAUCAAAGGAAUUUGUAAUGGAGAAUUCCUCAAAGAAGAAGAGGUUCUUGCGGGGAAAUGUUGACAGGUUUGAGUUUUCCUCCAAAAACCUGGGUGACAUUGUUGGUAUCUGCCUGGGUCACACACCGAAGGAUGGCAAGAAGGUGAAGGGGAGUGUUUACUGGCUUGUGGAGGAGAUUGUAAUCACAGAAAGGGAGCUUGGCAACAAGUACGUCUUCAGCUGUAAUGCACUCAUCGCUCUGUCCCCAAAGAGGGAUGAAUUCCUGACCUUCGAGUGCACAAAGGCCAUUGAGAGCUUUGCCAGUAAAGCUCGAAGUUUGGUGCCCGUCAAGUACGAGAUCAUCAUUAUAACAGGUGAUGAGAAGGGUGCAGGCACAGACGCCAACGUUUUCAUCACCGUAUACGGCUCCAAUGGAGAUUCGGGCCGCCGCCAGCUGAGGCAAAGGUUUCGUAAUCUGUUUGAACGUGAGCAGACGGAUCGUUUCCUCCUGGAAAUGCUGGAUAUGGGAGACCUGCAGAAGGUUCGGGUGGAGCACGACAACACGGGUAUCAACCCUGGCUGGCUGCUGAACCGUGUGGAAGUCACCAAUACAGCCAAUGGCGUCACCACAAUUUUCCUGUGCUGGAAAUGGCUGGACACCAAGAAGGCUGAUGGGAAGACUGUCAGGGUUCUGUACCCAAAAUGUUAAAAAAAAACAACAAAAAACUGCUUUCUAAAUUCCCCACACCCACGAGAGAAGACUGACCAAAGAGAUUGUAGCAUUAUUUUUUUACAACUCAGGAAUUGAGACUCAUUUUUGCAUUGCAAUGUUGUUUUUUAAUGCUCUUAUUUUGUACUAGUCAGGUUCAUAAGUAUUUGGACAGUGGUGCAAUUUGUG